AUGGCAGAUAUGUUGGACCUUCUCAAGGUCAUCGUUCAGAACACGGCCCAUCCUGUUGGCGGUAGAGCUGACCCACAUGGAGGUUUCUUCGAGUUUCUCCGUACUCAACCUCCAAUCUUCACCCGCGCUGAAGAUCCCAGUGACGUUGAUGAUUGGCUUCAUACAAUUAGGCAGAAACUUGCUCUCAUGCAGUGUGAUGACCAAGAGAAAUGCUUUUCACAUGCUAAGUAUGUGAGAGAUGUCAAGAAGCACGAGUUCCUCAACUUGAAGCAAGGGGACAAGUUAGUAAUGGAUUACGUGCAGAAGUUAAACUCUUUGGCACAGUAUGCACCUGAGUUCAUUUCCACUGACAAGCGAAAGCAAGAAUACUUCAUGGACGGGCUUUCUACGAAGAUGCAAAAGAGACUCUCAAUGCAUAACUUUGAGGAUUUCAACAUGAUGGUGAGCAAGUCAAUCACGGCGGAGUACAAGAUGAAGAAGCAUGAAGAUGAGAAGAAGCGUAAGUGGGAGGAGCAAUUUUCUGAUGGGGGCAAUGAGCAACACUUAUGCGCAGAACCAUCACUUUCAUCUCAUGCAAUGGCUAUGUUGACCGGUGCUCGGGUGUUCUCCAAAAAUGAUUUGAGGUUGGGCUAUCAUCAGAUAAGAAUCCAGCCGGGGGACAUUCCAAAGACAUCUUUCUCUUCUCGCUAUGGACUGUAUGAGUUCACGGUCAUGUCCUUCAGCCUGACCAAUAUGCUGGCGUACUUCAUGUAUCUGAUGAACACGGUCUUCAUGGAGGAGCUGGACCAGUUUGUUGUGGUUUUCAUCAAUGAUAUUCUUAUUUACUCCAAGACCGAAGAAGAUCGUUUCCAAUUGAGGCACACAGUUCACCUCUUACUUCUAGAGAAGACUUCACAAGGGUAUGAGAACCGAAUUGUUCCAUAG
Messenger RNA from Phragmites australis (common reed), 924 nucleotides. RefSeq lists its product as uncharacterized. The transcript has 3 exons. NCBI's taxonomy places the organism in Eukaryota, Viridiplantae, Streptophyta, Magnoliopsida, Poales, Poaceae. The record is from RefSeq and is a predicted model, not a curated record. The coding region runs from base 1 to 924 and encodes 307 amino acids.